AUGGGUACCCUAGACAUCUCGGUUGAAGAACUUCUCGAGUCCGCACAGAGAGAUGCCUCUGCUCAAGAAGCACACACUACCACUACCAACAAGGAAGAUGACGGUGCUCGCUCUCGCCGCGGCACUACCGCCGAUGUCGACAUGAAGGACUCAGACAAUCUCUCUGCUAACGGAAGCACUCGUAGUAGACGCAGAGAUCGCAGUGCCGACCGCUCAUCGCGUCGCCCUGAUUCGCGCGAACGUCGCGAACGCUACCGCUCGAGUGGCGGUGAUUUUUACCGCGGAAAUGGCCGUAACAGAACUAGAUCCCCUUCAGACGACGACAGAUACUACCGCCCUUCGGAUCGCUCGCGCAGAGAAGAUGACCGACCUCGCCGUCGUGACAGAGAACGUGGUGACCGUCGUUCCCCCCGUCGCGACCGCGGCGACUCAUACCGUGGCGGACGUGCUGCUCGUGAUAGAUCUCCUCCACGCCAAAGGACCCCCGAACCCACCGACGAUGAGCGCGAUCGUCGCACAGUCUUCGUACAACAACUCGCUGCUCGACUACGUACCAAGGAACUCGAGGCUUUCUUCGCCCAGAUAGGUCCCGUCAAGGAAGCCCAAAUCGUCAAAGAUCGCGUCAGUGGCCGCAGCAAGGGCGUCGGCUACGUUGAAUUCAAAGAGGAAGAAUCGGUUCAGAAGGCACUCGGCUUGACUGGUCAGAAGCUUCUUGGUAUUCCCGUCAUUGUACAACUCACAGAAGCUGAAAAGAAUCGUCAGGCUCGUGUAGCAACUGGCCAGCCCACACAAUCUAACGGAAUACCGUUUCACAGGCUUUAUGUUGGUAACAUCCAUUUUUCUGUCACCGAGGAAGACCUCCGCGACGUUUUCUCGCCAUUCGGUGAGCUCGAGUUCGUCCAACUGCAAAAGGAGGAAAACGGUCGCAGCAAGGGUUACGGUUUUGUGCAAUACGUUGAUCCUGCUCACGCGAAGGCAGCACUCGCCGACAUGAACGGCUUCGAAAUCGCUGGCCGUCCCAUCCGUGUCGGCCUCGGCAGCGACAAAUUCACCCCCGAAUCGACCGCCAGUUUGUUGCAACGAUUCGGUAGCCAGAACCAGGCUGCUCAGUUCCAAGGCUCGUCCUUUUCUGGCGCCGGAGGCCGUGGUGCCCAUGCUGGCGGUAAUAACAACUUCGAUCGCGCCGGUGCUCGCGAAGAGAAGGGUACCGGUGGUGCUAGUGCUCUUGAUGAUGCAGAUGUUGGAGGCGUCAACUUUAACAACUUCAGCAGAGACUCCCUCAUGCGCAAGUUGGCUCGUACUGAAGAUCCUGCCCCACAGACUCAGGCCACUUCUUCUCGCCCCCGUGCUGACACCAAAAAGACUGCUAUGCAUACUCCUGCUCCUAGCCGUUGUAUUGUGGUCAAGAAUGCCUACGACGAAGCCACCCAAACCGAUCCUCAUUGGGCCAAGGACCUCGAAGAGGACUUCAAAGAAGAGUGCAGCUCCAAAUACGGCAAAGUCGUCCACAUCGGCGUUUUCCGCGAUAGUUCUGACGGCGAGAUCUAUGUCAAGUUUGCCGAUCUUGCUGGAGGCGACAGCGCCCUUAAGGGCCUCAACGGCAGGUACUUCGAUGGCCGCACGCUGACGGCUACGCCAGUUGUCGAUGCUGUGUACAACAUGAACUUUCCCAAGGCUGCCAAUCUUUGA
Molecule: messenger RNA, 1689 nt
Organism: Aureobasidium namibiae CBS 147.97
Lineage: Eukaryota; Fungi; Ascomycota; Dothideomycetes; Dothideales; Saccotheciaceae
Product: splicing factor, CC1-like protein
Exons: 3
Coding region: 1-1689 (562 amino acids)
Biological process (GO): mRNA processing
Cellular component (GO): nucleus
Molecular function (GO): RNA binding
Source: RefSeq, a predicted model, not a curated record